Molecule: messenger RNA, 5922 nt
Organism: Cherax quadricarinatus
Lineage: Eukaryota; Metazoa; Arthropoda; Malacostraca; Decapoda; Parastacidae
Source: RefSeq, a predicted model, not a curated record
UCAGUGUGUGUUUGUUGUGUGCCCUAACCCACAGUGUGUUAGCCAGUAGUCAAGUGCUUGCGUUUAGUACUGUUUUUGUUCUUACUAGAUACACUAGUUCAUACGUGAGGACACUAGUGCUUGGAGUGACGUGAGUGUUCUUGCUACUGUCAUGCGGAGGGGUGAGGAGGCAAGCAUGUGUCAACACACAAACCACCGUCCACCACUAUAUUCACUAUAGUGAGUCUGUAUGACCAACCAAGCCCAGGCGACAGGUCUUGUGGGUGUGGCCUCGGCGUGGUCAUCGCGGCCUCUUAAAAAUGCCACGGACGGAGAUAACGUGAGGGUGUGUGGAGAGAGGGAGUAUAGUGAUAGUGAGGUGUCGGGUGGCUGUGACAGGCCUACGACGUGUCUCAGACGCGCCGUCCGAAGCGGCAGCGACUCUGGCAUGACCUCAGAGAGUGAGGAUAACUCAUCCUUCUGUAGGAGGAGGUCGCUCGCCUCAAUCUUUAGUUCUCUAGGGAAGGGUGGAAAGCAGAAGACAGUGACGUCACCCAACAGGCCUCGCCGGAAAGUGUGUGAUAAAACGAAGAGUCAGUUUUAUGUCGACCUCCCUAGUGAUACUACGCUCUCCGACAUCCACACGAAUAGCAACCACGCCCACUACACCCACACACAACUCUCAACUUCAGAGGGUGGGCGUGAGAGAGAGUGGCAGCCACAGGCGAGACAGAGCAAGAGCCUGCACCGGGAGUGGCGUGUGAGAGGCACUUAUCAGGAGGUCCAACCCACAACUUCAGGACUUCACACAGAACAUCAGGUGAAGCCCAAACCAACGGGAUGGAGAAGUAAGACUCAGCUGGGAGUAUUAGUCACAGCCGAGGAGUCACUGCGGGAGUCGCCAGUGUACAGACAGAGAGCCUUCUUAGCCCAGCACGACAACAGCAGACACGACGACACAGAUUCCACCAUGGGCCUCGGAUUCUCUAGUAACAAGGGUCUCCAUGAAGCGACCGGUCACGAUGAGGCACAGACAGACCUAAACACUCACACAGUAGCUGCCAACGUCACACAACACUACGUCAGUGUACUGGCAGAACUGACACAAAAAUAUACCUCACUCCUCUCCGCCCCUAGGUUUUCCUGUGACGCCCACAUACGCCACUCACAGCCUAUCCACACAGAUGACAGAGAGGCAACAAGAAAAGAGUGUGUGCUUGAGGAUGACCAGUAUGGGAACCCAGGCCAACAGCAGGCGUGGAGUGCGACAUGGAGAAGUAGUGUGUUAGGGAAGACGGUAGACGGUGUGGAGUAUGGUAUCCCAGUGGAAUAUGGCGUCCCAGUAGAGCAUGAUAUUCCUAUAGAGCAUAGUGCCCUUUUAAAACUUAGUGUCCCUGUGGAGUAUGGUGACUGGUUGCUUAUCUCCCCUCCUGACACACCACACAAAAAUUUUGAUGGCUCUGAAGACAUUAAUGUUAAGUUUUGUGAGCAAGGACUGGAAAACGAUGGUCUGACUAGUGUUGAGACGCGAGUGUAUAGUGAACGGACGUAUAGUGACCAGUGUAAAGGUGAUAGUGAACUGACGCCUGAUCAGUGCAGUGGUGAUAAUGAACGAACUCGUGGAGAUGAGAGGCGCGAUAGUGAAAGUGAUGAUGCUCGAGGAGUGAAGCAUAGUGAGGCUGAGAGGGAAGCCAAAGUGGGGCCAGAGGUGCUCAGUGAACACUCAGCUUCACAGUUGCUUCCCUCAGCCGUCAGGGAGGUGUUGUAUGAGGCGUGUGAGAGAGUCUCCGAGGAGGGUAGUGUGGGAGGGGACGUGCUGUGCCCUGGUGGUGGUGUGAGGGAGGGCGAGGGUGGACGUAGUGACCUUGAUACUUGCCCCUCGCCUGGGGGUGAUGUGACGCAUGUCUCUACUAACCUACUCACUGCCAGCCCUGACUUGACUCCUACGGCCAGCCCAGACCUAACCUCUCAAGAUAAGCGUGACAGAAAGAUUUUCCUCAUUGCUCAAGAAGUCAUGACUUCCGAGAGAGUGUUUGUUGAUGUUCUCAAACUGCUGAAUGUUGAUUUUCGCCAAUUUGUGUGUGAGUGGCAGGAGGUGGGAUGUUCCCACCACCCGCCACUCCCUCUUGAAGACCUCAACAAAAUACUCAACUACCUGCCACAAUUACAGAAUCUGAAUGAGGAGAUUCUGGCGGACUUGGAAGCGCGCAUCGCAGACUGGGAAACACAUAAGAAGAUAUCUGACGUGAUCGUACGCAAGGGCCCCUUCCUCAAGCUGUACUCGGCCUACAUUAAGGAAUUUGAGAACCAGUGUGAACAUAUCGACUAUUGUUGUGACGCCUACCCCGCCUUCGGGAGAGCCCUCAAGCGAUUUGAGGCGUCGAAGCGAUGCAACAAGCUGCAAAUUAAACACUACAUGCUCAAGCCCGUGCAGAGGAUCCCUCAGUAUCGCCUGCUCUUCGAGGAGUACCUUAAGUGUCUGUCAGAGAGCAGCCCCGAUUAUGUUGACACCCAGACAGCGCUGGCGGUGGUGGCUAAUGUGGCCGCCCAUGCCAACGCCACAAUGAAGCAGGGGAACAACUUUAUGAAGCUGCUGGCACUGCAGGACCGUCUGAGUAGCAGCAGCAGUGGAGACCAUGAUAGCAGCAGUAGCAGAGGUCCACGGUGUGAGUUGGUGCGUCCUGGUAGAUACUUACUCAAGGAGGGAGAACUUCUUAAACUCUGCCGCAGGGAGAUGCAACCCAGGUAUUUCAUCCUGUUAUCAGAUGUUCUCCUGUAUACGAGCUUUGUCACCAGUGGCCCAGGUGGAGCACUCCGACUCAACUACGAACUUACCUUGGAAGGAAUGAAAGUAGAGACACCAAAAGCUGAGGAAUUUAAGAAUGAGUUUAGUGUCAUAUCAACCUCACGUUCCUUUACCCUUCAAGCAAGCACGGCAGAAGAACGAGAUGAAUGGAUAGUGGCACUACGUGAAGCAAUAGAGGAUAAUGCCUCGCGCAGAUCUACCUUCUUGCAGGCCAAGACAUUUGUCUAUCGGCAACCGUCUACCUCUACACUUGGAAAACAGGCUCCUGUAUGGAUUCCCGACUACAGAGUAACAAUGUGUCAGCAGUGCACAGCAGAAUUCACUCUCACUUUCCGCAGACAUCACUGUCGUGCUUGUGGCAAGGUAGUAUGCGAUCACUGUUCGGCCAACCGUGCUCCUUUACAGUAUAAAAAGAACCAGACAGCGCGAGUCUGUGAUACCUGUUUUGAAAUCCUUCAGAAAGAUUUUGAGCACAGAUAUGAAGGCUCAGCAGUUCAGGAGGACCAGCAGGGAGACAAAAUAAGACGAGUGUCCAGCCUCAAGGCUCAAUUCAAGAAGGGGAUCCGGGAAAGCAGUAGAAAUCGCAUCAAGAAGAGAGUUCCUGAGAGAUUGAUGGAGGUAUGUGCUAGUGAUGCUUCCUCUCAGAUGUGCGGUUAUCUCAGGAUGAUGGUCAGAAGAUCGUGGCACAGAGGAUGGUUCGUGCUCAAAGACCGAGUGUUGUACGAGUACCGAGCACCACAGGAUGUGUGCGCUCUGCAGAGUCUGCCUGUACUCGGUUACAUCGUUGAAGCCAUGCAAAAGGUGAGGGAGGAGGCAGAUGGUGUGGAUGCUUGUUUGACCUUCCAGUUGACCCACACCAACCAACCACCUCUUGUCUUCCAUGCUGAUACUCCACAUCUGGCAAAGAAGUGGAUACAAGCCAUGAAGGAAGCUGUUGUUCUCACCUGACAUGGUGUGAGCUGAGCUACUGUAAUAUAACCUUUCCUGUGCUCUCUGGAAGAGGCAAACCUCACAUUCAACAUUCAUGAUCUGAACCAUCUGCUCAGGUUAUGGUGAACUGUAGCUGCUGCUAGGCAUGAUUUUCCACAAUAUGGUACGCCUCAGGGUGUGGUGAAUUGUAGCUGCUGCUGGACAUGAUUUUCCACAAUAUGGUACAUCUCAGGGUGUGGUGAACUGUAGCUGCUGCUGGACGUAGGGUUGAUAUGUACCUGAGUGUGCUGCUCUUUAUACAUAUUGAGGGUACAGGAUUACCAAUAAUUCUUAUCAGAUGAUCACCAAAUGUCAGCUUAAUUUUUAUAUUAAAUGCUGAAGUGAAAUUGGGGAUCACAUUAUUGUGCUGGAAAGCAUUCAAGUUUGUUGGUUAAUGUAAACGUGUGUUCAAUUUACAUUGAGUUAGUCGAUUAAACUUGAGUGACUUCAUAUAAUUCAUCAAUGGCUCGACUUUUAAAUCCUAUCACUCUGCAUGUAAUUUUUUCUGUUAAGGAAGUGGAGCAUAGUGUUUUUAUUAAUACACAAGCAACUGUCUUUGUUAAUAUAGCAAAUUGAAUAACCAGUAUGAUCACGAAAGAUUUAUGUAAAUAAUUGCUGCUUGCAGCCUCUGUUAGUUUGAUUUAAACCCAGUUAUCCAAACACUUACAUGAAGCCAUUUUAAGCUGUGCACCAGAUUUUUUGGUAUUCUUAUAAAUAACUUGUGCUCAUAGUUGGACCAGUGAAUUGGCUGGAGAAGCAGAUUAAUAUUAUUAUUAUUAUUAUUAUGAUGAUGGAGCAGAGUUUCUCAAACUAAAUCAGGUUCUUGAGUGCAGCAGCCAAGUACUGUAUAUCUUCUAUGUCUUUCUGAGUCUGUGAUGCGCAUUCUUUUAACACCGCAUUAUUAUUGAGAUUACAAAAAUAUAUAAAUAAAUAUAUAUAUAAGUAUGAAAUAUAUAUAUAUAAAUAUAUAAAUUAUACGUAUAUAAUUUUUACAUUGGUCAGUACAUUGUGCAUAUUUUUCUAGGACUGACCUCUUGGAAUGUUUGAAAUAAGAUAAGCCAGGAACAUAUAACUGUCCCCAUCCCUUAAGUUGGGAUUGUUUAGUUCAACCAUUCUGAUCCCUCAUGUAGUGUGUUUUCUUCCCUUGACACUUGUUCCCAGUUUAUACAUAUCCUGCACUGUGCCAACUUGUACAGUGAAGCAACCACUCUUAUUAAUAUUGCUACAUUGAUGUUAAGAGCUAAACCUGUUUGAUAGCAAACUUUACCUACUACCAAAUAUUACGCAAGUUUGCCCUUGGAGGUCUUUUAUUUGUAUAAAGUCGUAACACUAUUUUUACCUUCCUAAGGUUCCAAUGUACACAGUAAUCUACUGUAUGUCACCUAUUCUGAGUUGAACUGUAGUAUCUGCUUGCCUUGGAGUGAAUGAUGGUGAAAGUGUUUCUUUUUCAGGUCACCCAACCUCAGUGGGAGACAGCCACUGUGUUAGGAAAAAAAAUUUAUAAUUUAAUUUUUUUUUUUUAACACAUUGGCCAUCUACUGAGGUAGGGUGACUGAAAAAGAAGAAAUAUUUUUAUCAUCAUUCACCCUCAUUAUCUUGCCAGAGGUGCACUGAUACUAUAGUUCAGAUGCCCCUCCAUACUGCAAAUAUCUCCACUGUACAUGAAACUGAACUUAAUGUUGUAGUUACAAAAUAUCUAAAAUUAUUUAUAUCUUCUAGAUUAUGAUAUUUAUUGUGCUUUAAAAGAGUAUUAGUGUUGGAAUGGCCACAUGGAGCGUACGUUGCCUUCCCAUUGGUUAGACACUAAACAAUCCAAACUCUGACACCAGUCUGUUUUACUUUUUUCAUACUUUUGCUACUAUUGUAAAAUGUAUAUCUGAAAUUUUUAUGAUGAAUACUUUAGAAUGAAGUAUAUUUUAUGGUGUUUAUUCAAUCUAGAAACUAAGGAGAAUGGUAGCUCAUGUCCAUACUCUAGAUUUAGUGUAGGUGACUCCCAAGUUUGGAAAAUAUCAGCAUUCAGCCUACCAUCACAAUCACAUGCGACCAAAGUGCAAAAGGCAUUCAGUCUUGGGGUCAUUCUGUGUAACAAAUCAUCCUGUCUGUGUUGUUUUGUCUAGUCAUGUACACCAUUGUGUCCAAAACUUGAACCAACAAGAAGUAUUUCUGUA